Molecule: messenger RNA, 745 nt
Organism: Oncorhynchus gorbuscha (pink salmon)
Lineage: Eukaryota; Metazoa; Chordata; Actinopteri; Salmoniformes; Salmonidae
Product: stress-associated endoplasmic reticulum protein 2
Exons: 3
Coding region: 119-316 (65 amino acids)
Biological process (GO): endoplasmic reticulum unfolded protein response
Cellular component (GO): endoplasmic reticulum
Source: RefSeq, a predicted model, not a curated record
UCCACGCGCACGUCAGCAGGUGCAGACAGAGAGAAGUGGGGUCUCGUGGCUUCAUCAUCACUGCAUCAGAAUAACGCCGGUAUAUAAUACUUUUACAUCAAUAUAACAUUCUCAGAAGAUGGUAGCAAAACAAAGGAUCCGUAUGGCAAACGAAAAGCACAGCAAAAACAUCACGCAGAGAGGCAACGUUGCAAAGACCCUGCGACCUCAGGAGGAGAAGUACCCCGUGGGGCCGUGGCUCCUGGCUCUGUUCGUCUUCGUCGUCUGUGGAUCAGCCAUUUUUCAGAUCAUCCAGAGCAUCAGGAUGGGAAUGUGAUCCAGUGCCCCACCAGACUCCCCUUUCCCCCUCACACCCUUUCACCAGACCUGGGGCUGCUUGCCACCCUACGUUCCUAACACCUCCAGGAGGCCCGACUCAGGACAGCUCUUUGUCCAUCAGGGCAGGCCUGGGAGAGGAAUGGACCACCCCCCUUCCCCCCUGCCAUCCUCGAUCACAUUUACAGAGUUCCAGGGCAGGAAGAUGAAAGCUUUUCUACUGACAGUUUGAACCACAACAACUGGCUGGAUGAACCUUGUACAGUGUGUCUUAUACCUGCUCAUAUGUGUGAGUGUAUGUGUGUGUGAGAGAGUGUGUGCAGUCCAAGAUGUGACUGGCUGCUGACAAUGUGCCAUACUGCUGUGUUUCUAUAUUUAUCUGUGUUGCGUGAGAACCUUUUUUUAAAUAAAUGUGACUUUGUUUGGGAAA